UUACGCUUGAUAAAGUUAGGUUAGGUUACUCAAAAAAACUGUUUAUCAUUUAUAAUCAUGUUUUUUAUAUUAAAUCUGACAACGCCGCUCCGGUUCGAACGGUUCCGUGGUUUUGAUCGAAUUUUUUUUUAGUGGAACGUGUCAAAAAUAAUUAUUAUUGACAUUAGUGAGAUUAUUCAAAAUUAUGCGCGUCAUAUUAAUAAUAAACAUAAUGCUAAGGUUUAUAACAUAAUGUUGAAUUUGAAAAAUAAGUCCGAAGAUGUCACAGAAAAAAAUAAUCAAUUGCAGCUUGAACUCGAAAUGGACGACGAGGUAACGGAUAUAAUAAAUUUUCCGGAAAAAUACGCCGGUACGUAUCUCGACGUUACCGUAAUCAAACCGAAAGAAAACGAACUUUUUACUACAGAAAAAAAAGUUAUGUCCGGCGAACAAGUAAAAGAAUUCAUAGAAACGAUGAAUUUGGGAAAAAAUCGAAAGUUGUCGAUCGAAAAAUCGAAAAAAAGUACCAAUAAAUACGCAAAAGGCGAUCACAUAAAAAUACCGACGUUCAGCGAUUCGGAAGCGGAAAACGUUCAACAAAUCUUCAACACGACUGGAUUAAAUUCGAUAUUUAAAUGUAAAAACAGGGAAAAUGCUAAGGAAAAAUACGCCGCGCCGUGUGUAUGUAAAAAUUGCGCGAUUGUAGGUCUAGUGGCGGAUUCUCAAAAACGGCCUUUCGUAACGGAACCUCUAAAAGACCCCCGGGAAAUACUAAAAAAACGAAACAACAACGAAGAAAACGACAAAAGAAAAAAAGAAAACGAUCACCAAUACUGUCAAUAUUAUUUCAAACAUCUAUCGGAAAAAAUACGAUCGUUGGAAGAACGAGUCGCCGCUCAAGAACAAAAAGCCGUACCGAAAGAAUAUUUCAAAAAAACAAUCAUGAAACUAGUAAAUCAUUUCACAAAAACGACUUACAAUGGACAAAUUAAACUCGAAGCCCCCAUCCAGUCGUCUCCAAUAAAUAAAAACAAAACUAUCCCCCGACAAAAACUGAUCGUCAAUCCGAUUUUAAUCCAGAGUCGAUCGGGCGAAGAACCACCCCAAUCGAAUGUAUGGAAAUGGAGAGAAGAUAUAUUAAAACCGGGAAUAGAUAUGAAGAAUAAAUUAAUAUCGGUAAUGGAAGAUACUUUGAACAGUUUAAAAAAAUCGAAAACUAAACCGAAAGAAGACGAAUUAAAAUCGUUUAUCAACGAAUUUUCUAAUAAUCUUUAUAAAACUAUCAACGACGACAAGGCGACUUGUAGAAAAAAAGAUUCGCACAGAAAUCCUGUCAGUGUAACGUACGUUAAUUCGCAAAUUUUAAGAUGGCAAGAUACUCAAACUACUUUUAAAUUCGAAUCUGAUAAAGAAUCGCUUCAUAAUUUAUUAGAAAAGAAAAAGACGCAAGAGUUUCAUAAAUAUGAAUUUUUAAAAACGAUUAAAAAUACGAAAGAGGAAGAUAAACGUAGAUUAUGGGAAAGUAUAAGGGAACAAGCCAACAAAAACGGUCAUAAUAAAUAUAAUAAAGUCACUGUUCAAAUACCUGAUAAAAGUAAUCCGAAAAAAGGAUGCGUCGAAGUCGAAUACACUUUGGGAGAAUUGGAAUAUUUGUUAUUAGGAAACAGAACGAAUCGGAGAUAGGUUUUUUAAUAUACAUUUUACAUAUAAACAAUAAAACUAUGUAUAUAAAUACUACGAUGUAAUGGUGAAAA
Diorhabda carinulata is the source of this 1733-nucleotide messenger RNA. RefSeq lists its product as uncharacterized. The transcript is spliced from 2 exons. The record is from RefSeq and is a predicted model, not a curated record. Bases 232 to 1662 code for a protein of 476 amino acids. NCBI's taxonomy places the organism in Eukaryota, Metazoa, Arthropoda, Insecta, Coleoptera, Chrysomelidae.